CGGCAUUGGACAUAGCGCCUCAUGGAUAGAUGCGUCUCGCUGACUAGAGAAGCGACCGUACACCCAGUGGUUCAGGUGUGACAACGGCUGAUCAUUCUUGUUGGCGCCCACGUGAUUUGCAUCCUAAGACAUGGGCUUCGUGGGCGGUCUAAUGGCGUGGAAACGACCUACAUACCCGCGGCUCGAAGGUCUUGCCGUAUAGGCCGACUCUUUCCGCCUGUCACAGCGAUAUGCCCGCCCUAUGCCACAACAACGGCAGGAACGACCCGUCCGCCAGACAACCUAGUGUUCUCGGCAAAGCAUGUUGCCUAUCGUUGGGCUAUCAGUAUGCGGGUUUGCAGUCAGAGCAACCGAAUAGGGGACUAAGAAUUCCAGAGGUGACACACACAUGAUUUUCAUGUAGUAGUCUAGAUGCCCUAGCGGCCAACUGAACAUUACUAUAGGUCAGCAACCUGGUCUAGUGUACGGCGAAUAGAGAACC
This is a messenger RNA of Baudoinia panamericana UAMH 10762, 481 nucleotides long. RefSeq lists its product as uncharacterized. The transcript has a single exon. Bases 231 to 392 code for a protein of 53 amino acids. The record is from RefSeq and is a predicted model, not a curated record. NCBI's taxonomy places the organism in Eukaryota, Fungi, Ascomycota, Dothideomycetes, Mycosphaerellales, Teratosphaeriaceae.